Molecule: messenger RNA, 759 nt
Organism: Spirodela intermedia
Lineage: Eukaryota; Viridiplantae; Streptophyta; Magnoliopsida; Alismatales; Araceae
Source: the annotation of a GenBank genome assembly
AUGGCCGCAAGUUGCCGCAACGCCGCCAGAAGCAUCAUCCAAACUCCAGUAGGAAGAAGAACAGCAGGAGGUGCGUCGAUGGAGAAUAUGCAGACCCUGAGGUGCCCCCGCUGCGACUCCUCCAACACCAAGUUUUGCUACUAUAACAACUACAGCCUCUCCCAGCCUCGCCACUUCUGCAAAGCUUGCAAGCGGUACUGGACGCGCGGUGGCACCCUCCGGAACGUCCCCGUCGGCGGCGGAUGCCGCAAGAACAAACGCGCCAAGAAGCCCGCCAGCUCCGCCUCCAAUUCCCCCUCAGCCGCGUCCGCCUUUCCCUCGGCAAAUUCAACUAGCAGGCACUCCCAUCUCUCAUUCCCCAGCGUCAGCGAGCUAUUCUACGGCAACCCCGCCGAUGUGGGCCAGCUGAGCUUCCCCAUCGGAAGUUCCUUUGACGACAAAGAAUACGGGAUCCAGCGUCAGACUGGGGUUGAGAUGACACCCUCAUUAACCGAUCUCUUGACCGAGAACUCCUUCACCGCCUCCAACCCGUACCUUUCCCUUUACACCACUUUCCAGGCACAGAUGGGUAGCGGGAACUCUACCUUAUCGACGAACAUCAAGUCAGAGGAGAUGACGACGAGCAGCGGCCAUGACCACUGCUUCAACUGGCCGUUGGCAGCACACCAGAGUACCCCAGAGGCCACCAUGGAGAUGGAACCUUGUCUCUACUGGAGCACCCUAGCCGCCCCUGGCUUCGGCGGUGGUACCGUUAUUUGA